AGAAACAAGAGAAAAAGAAGUACAGUAACGAGUUUGCGUUUCUCCUUCUCUCUGUUUCCUUCAUUCGUUUCGCGAUCGACCACCGCACCGCAGCACCACUCUCAAAUCCGGUCUCAAAUCUCUCUAUUUCUCAUUCUCUCAGUCUCAGGCCGCUCUCCGCCGCCGCUCUCAGCCUCUCUCUCGCAGUCGCAGCGCACACAGUUGUUGCUUUGUCACAAUAUGUAUAACGGAAUAGGGUUACAAACUCCAAGAGGGUCUGGUACCAAUGGCUACAUUCAGAGCAACAAGUUCUUCGUCAAGCCGAGAACUUCCAAGGUUGCUGAGAAUAUGAAGGGCUUUGAAGGAGAUCAGGGUACUGCUGGUGUUUCCAGAAAGGCUAACAAAGAGAUUCUUGAGCAUGAUCGUAAGCGUCAGAUUCAGCUCAAACUUGUUAUUCUUGAAGACAAGUUAAUUGAUCAGGGUUAUACUGAUGCUGAGAUCGCUGAGAAACUCGAGGAGGCUCGCAAUAGCUUGGAGGCUGCAGCUGACGAAAAUGAUUCUAAUUUGGACAAGGUUUCUGAUACACAGACUCAUCAAAUUGCUGCUAGAAAGGAAAGGCAGAUGGAAACAUUGAAAGCUGCUCUUGGCAUAGUUUCAUCUGAAGCUAAUGAAUUAAAUGCAGAAGGGAAUGAUGAGGGGCCUGACAAUGAAGGGAAAGAUGUUUCUUUUGCUGAUGCAAAACAUAUUCUGAAACCUGAACAUUCCUUUUUGGACAGAGAUUUCAGUCGGAAGAAACAACUGGAGGUAAUUCAAAAAGAAGAAACUACUAAGAAAAAGGGUGUUAAAGACACAAAGCACCACAAGAAGGGUGGGACUCUCAAGAAAAAGUACAAGGAUGAUUCAUCCGAUUCAGAUAGCAGUACGGAUGAUGAGAAGACAGGUAGAAGGAAGCACAGUAGGGUUGAUACUGACAGUAGUGAUCGAUCUGAUUCUGAUAGUGAUGCUAAGAGGAAGGUCAAGGCCAAAAAGAAGCAAAAGACAUCUAAGCACCACAAGAAAGGCAGGGUGGAGGACAGUGAUGAUACUGAUUUUAGUUCUGAUACUGAUGACAGCAUCCGUGCAAGAAAAAGUAAUAAAAAACCAGAAAAGGCUAGUAAGAGGCAUGAUUCAGAUGGUGAUUCUGAUCAUCAUGAAGUCUUACCUAGGCAUAAGACUAAAGAAGUGGAGGGACAUAUGAAGAUGAGCAAACGUUAUGAUUCCGAAGAGGAAUCUGAUGCUGAUAGUGAGGAAGAGAAACAUGGUAGACUUGAGAAGCAGAAAACGAGAAGGUAUGGUUCUAUUAAUGAGGACUCUGGUAGAGUCGGUGUUAAGCAUGCUUCAGGACAAGACAAACGUGUUAAAAGGCGAUCAUACUCUUCCUCUGAUGAGAGUCGCAGUGAUAGUGAUUCGGGCAGCAGUGAUAGUGAUCGCAGGUAUGAAAGAACUAGAAAAAGUGGGGUUGUAGCAAAGAGAGGUCCACCAAAGGAGCAAAUAAAUGUCAGAGGUAAUGCUGCAGAAAAAGAGAAAAAUAGUGCUAAUGUUGAUGGAUUGGAUUCUUUAAGAAAAUCUUAUAGGAGAGAUUAUAAAGAGGGUUCAAAUUCUAGAAGUCAGGCAAUGGCAAAGGGUGACAAGAUUGAUGAAGACAGAGAUAGGGAGACUGUCAAAUUGGCUAAGCAUGGUGGAGAGGAUAGGAAGUUUGGUAAAACAGAGUCUGAGUCAAAAUCUCGAAUUUAUCAAAAUGAAAAUCAAGAAAGAGAUGAUUAUUCUAAGUCAGCUAGGCUCGGAGGGAAUGAUAAUGAAACUGAGCGGAGAGGCAGAAAUUAUAACAGGGAUGUUGAAUCACAAUCUGUUGGACGAAUUGAUCGGAAUAGGGAGGAUUAUGACACAAGAACAAAAGGAAGAAAUGAUAAUGAUUAUAAAAAGGAUCAAGAUGACCAUGGAGAAAAAAAACAUGGAAGGAAUGAAUAUGACCGCACAGGAAGAAAGCAGUUAAGGGAUGAGGAUGGUUCAAAAGAUCGAGUGCUUAAAAGGGAUGGGGAAGACCAUCCUGAGAAAAAGAGCUUAAGAGAUGAGGAUGGUCGUGGAGAGAGAAAACAUGGAAAGGAUGAAGAUUAUCCUACAGGAAGAAAGCACUUGAGGGAUGAGGAUGAUCAUGGAGAAAGAAAGAUUAGAAGGAUUGAGGAUGAACGUACAGGAAGAAAGACCUUGAGGGAUGAAGUAGAUUAUGGAGAAAGAAAGACCUCAAGGGAUGAGGAUGGUCGUGGAGAGAAAAAGAGCUCUAGAGAUGGGGAGGAUCAUAGAGAAACAAAGAUCAGAAGGAUUGAGGAUGAUCGCACGGGAAGAAAGACCUUGAGGAAUGAAGAUGAUUAUGAAGAAAGAAAGCACUUAAGGGAUGAGGGUCGUCAUAGAGAAGCACAAAGCAAAAGGGAUGGGGAUGGCAGUGGAGAAAUAAAGAAGUCAAGGGAUGAGGAUGAUCGCAAAGAAAGAAAGAACUCGAGGGAUGAGGAUGAUCGCAGAGAAAGAAAGAACUCGAGGGAUGAGGAUGAUCGCAAAGAAAGAAAGAACUCAAGGGAUGAGGAUGAUCGUAAAGAAAGAAAGAGCUCAAGGGAUGAGGAUGUUCGUGGGGAAAGAAAGCACAGAGGGGAUGAUGAUUAUCCUGGAGAAAGAAAGCGCAGAAGGGAUGAUGAUGAUCAUGGAGAAAGAAGGCAUUAUCGAAGGGAUGAUGAUGAUCGUGGAGAAAGAAGGUACAGAAGGGAGUAGGAAGAUGGAUAGCCAUGAGGGUUACUCCGAGAAAACCAAAUACUAUGUUUCUAGUUCAAGGGAGAGGCAUGGAAACCGAAUACUGCAGUCCAUGGAUUCAGAAUGCUUCUUUACUACUUUAUUAGCCUUUGAAUGUGGACCUGAGUAUUAUUUGUUGUCUUACGUUUCUGUUGCUUAAAGCAUGUAAUUUUUUUAGUGUGUUUGAACUAUUUAUUAUUCAUGUUUUGCCCAGAUUUCAAGUUGAGUUCCAUCCAACUAGUCAAUUUUGUUGGUGUUUUUCCUCUUAAGAGUUAAAUGAAUUUUCAAGAGUGGAAUACUGAACGUGCUAUUUUCAUGAA
Molecule: messenger RNA, 3116 nt
Organism: Trifolium pratense (red clover)
Lineage: Eukaryota; Viridiplantae; Streptophyta; Magnoliopsida; Fabales; Fabaceae
Product: serine/arginine repetitive matrix protein 2-like
Exons: 3
Coding region: 220-2778 (852 amino acids)
Source: RefSeq, a predicted model, not a curated record